Molecule: messenger RNA, 1445 nt
Organism: Dioscorea cayenensis subsp. rotundata (Guinea yam)
Lineage: Eukaryota; Viridiplantae; Streptophyta; Magnoliopsida; Dioscoreales; Dioscoreaceae
Exons: 2
Coding region: 303-1385 (360 amino acids)
Source: RefSeq, a predicted model, not a curated record
UUGGUGAGAAUGUGAACGGAAGAGCAAACAGUUGAAAAAAGAGAAGAAGAGAGAGCCCACAACCAUUUGGCCUCUUUGAAAACAAACACAGUUCCAUCCUAUCACUCAUCAAUGUUCUCUUCAUCUUUUAUGUUCAAAUACAAAGCCCGCCCCUUCUAUUUCACCUACCUUUCUUUCUUCUUCUUCUUCUAUAAACAAAUCUUCUUUUUCAUCAUCAUCUCUUAUUAGACUUUCUACUAUUUGUCUUUCUCUUUAAUGAUGAAACUGAAACUAGCAUUGCAUUUCUCAUUCUAAUCCUCGUCAUGAAUUUCUUCACUUCUUUUACUUCUUCACCUUCAUUGUCAUCUUCUUCUACUACUGAUGCUUUGGAAGUGAAUGUGAGUGACACUGGAAUGGGUUGUCUCACUGGUAUCAUGAGUCGCCUUCUUUGCCAUAAUGCUGCAAGGGAAGCAAUAAGAGAAGCUAAACAAGUAAGUAGAGAAUUAUGCAAUGAGGCCGAGAAAAAGCCGGCACCGAGCCCCGGUCUAGUGGCAAGACUCAUGGGAUUGGAUUCAAUGCCUGUGUUUCCUUACACUCCUCCCAGUUCAAUGGGAAGAAGUAGGUCUACUAGUUCUCUUGAGAGCUGGCCUUUGUUCCUUUCUGGUGAGAGAUGUAAUGAAAAAGUGAAGAUGAGGACUUCAGUGUCCUUCCGUGAAGCACCCACUUUCUUGAGGCAGGAGAAUGAGGACUUCUUGUUGCUCACUUUCACUUCUGAACCAAGUGAAGAGAAAGACAUGAAGGAGCUCAAACAAGUUAAGGAGAUGAGAAGGGAGAAAGUAAACAGAAGAGAAGAGAAGAAGAACAAACACAAAGGAAGACAAAUUAAUGAAGAGUUGUUGUCAUCAAAACACAAACAGAGAGUGAGAAGGAAGGCUGUGGAGUCUGUGAGAACAGUGAAGAAGAUGGAGGUGGAAGUGGAUUUCAAUUCCCAGAAUUCAAGCCCAGAUUCAGUUCUUGAUAAUGCAUUUGGAAUUGAUAACCAGUGCUAUGAUAAGAAACUGGUGAAAAGGAGAUCAAGGAAAAAGUUAUCAUCAGAGUUGGACUGUCUUCAGCUUUCUACUCCAAAGAUUAAAUUCAAUGUAGUUGUGGAUGAUGGAGGAUUGAUAUCACAGAGUGAAGACAGGGAUAGAAAUUAUAGAAUGAAGAAGCAUGAAAAGCCAAGAAAUGGUUCCCCUGAAUUAUGGGAACUCGUUUGCAGGUUUGCAGAUGAGGAUGUGAAGAGAUCCAAUUGGUUUUCCACAGAAAAAUGCAAGUCUGAAGAUGCUGAAGAAAUUGUAUUUAUUACUGCCCUUCAUAUACUUGAUUGUCUACUUCAUGAGGUUGUCAAUGAGUUGUAUCUCAACUAGAAAUUGUAUAUAGAUAUCCAAGUGUUUCUUACUUUCUCUGUGAAAAUUUGCAAAUUAGUA